Molecule: messenger RNA, 1080 nt
Organism: Juglans microcarpa x Juglans regia
Lineage: Eukaryota; Viridiplantae; Streptophyta; Magnoliopsida; Fagales; Juglandaceae
Product: probable glucan endo-1,3-beta-glucosidase BG4
Exons: 1
Coding region: 1-1080 (359 amino acids)
Biological process (GO): carbohydrate metabolic process
Cellular component (GO): plasma membrane
Molecular function (GO): hydrolase activity, hydrolyzing O-glycosyl compounds
Source: RefSeq, a predicted model, not a curated record
AUGGCGCUAGCGCUACUGAUCUAUUCGUUUGCACUCAUUCUGGCUGGCAUCGCUACCAUGCACGACCAGUUCGGAUUGGCAGAAGCAGCAUUUUAUAAUUUAGGUGUCAUCUACGGACUGUCAGGAACAAACAUACCAGACCCAUAUUCAACAGUCGACCUUUGUGAAAACAUUGGUAUCAGGAAAACAAGACUUUUGGAGCACAAUGAUCAUGUGAUGCUAGCUCUAAACAACACCGGCCAUUUUGAAGUUAGCAUCGGCGUUAGAAAUGACGAAUUACCUGAGAUUGCAUCAAGUGUCCAAGCUGCACAAUCAUGGUACGAACUCAGAGUGAAACCCUACCAUCAUGGAGUGAUAUUCGACUAUAUUGUUGUCGGCAACGACGCCAUUCCCGGUCCCUACAGCGCGUACCUGGCGCCAGCAUUAGAAAACAUGAUGGAAGCGAUCAGCGUGUGGGAAGCAAGUACUUCUACAAAGGUGACCACUGUGGUGUCCGAUUCUGUUCUAAACCCUAGAUUUCCACCUUCGGUUGCUGCAUUUAAGCCUGAGAUUAAACUAUACAUGGAAAAGGUCCUCAAAGUGAUAAGAAGAAAUAGGGUCCAACCACGACUUAUGGUCAAUGUGUUUCCUUACUAUGAUUAUGCAGCAGGGAUUAUACCCAAAGAUUUUGCAGUAUUUGGCAGAGAUAAAUCCUACUUUUGGGACAGCAACGUAGGUUAUUGGAACAUGUUCGACGCCUUGGUUGAUGCUUUUUAUUGGGCAAUUUCCAGAGUGGGUGAUGGAGUAUAUGUGGCGGUAGCUGCCACCGGUUGGCCUUCUGCCGGAAAUGGUAAUUUCACGACUUCGGCGAUCGCAGCGGAGUAUAAUCAGAACCUUAUGGAACAUAUUGUGAAUGGAAAUGGGACACCGUAUGCCCCAUGGUCCUUUGAUGGGUUUCUUUAUAGCUUGUACAAUGAAGAUCAAAAACCAGUCGGUCCGCGACAACAUUUUGGGCUUUUCAAUCCGGAUCAAACGCCAGCUUAUCCAUUUUCUGUUCCUCAUCCUCUCCCGCCCGAGGCCGAGAGGGUUAUUAAGGGGUGA